AUGUAUGCGCAGCGCCCCCUGGCCUAUGCGCCGACGCCCUACAGCUAUACCCCUAAUCCUGCUCGGUCGGCAUCCAUCAAUCUCGAUGAGGAAGUCAAGCUAGCCUCCAGCUCCGCGGAUCGCGAUCUCUAUGAGUCUCUGGCCGAGAUCUACAGCAUUAUUGUGACCUUGGAUGGUCUCGAGAAGGCUUAUAUCAAAGAUGUUGUUACCGAAGCAGAGUACACCGAAACGUGUACCCGGUUAUUGAAACAGUACAAGUCCAGUCUUGGUGAUGACAGCGUCGCGCGCGAAUUCGUUGACUUGGAAACCUUCAAGCGUACCUGGGGGGUGAGCGUCUUUCCAUCGUCUGUCUAUAUGCAUAUGUUAAUUGAUCCGCUUGUUCAGUUGGAAUGCCCUCGGGCUACGGAACGCCUUCGGAUCGGACUUCCUGCCACCGUUGAACAGGCUACGCAUGGCACACCCUCUGCUAAGGUGGGCCCCGCGACAUCAGGCCCUACGGGCGGUGCCUCGGGCAGUCUCAUCUUGGCUGCGACGGAGAACUUUAUUACUUUCCUGGACGCGCUGAAAUUGAACAUGGUGUCGAAGGAUGCCCUCCAUCCGCUACUGUCUGAGGUGAUCCAGUCGGUGAAUAAGGUUACCGACGGGGACUUUGAAAACCGGGGCAAAAUCAUCCAGUGGUUGAUUGCAUUGAAUCAAAUGCGUGCGACGGAGGAACUCAGCGAAGAACAGGCUCGGGAGUUGGCUUUCGAUAUGGAACAGGCGUAUCAAGGGUUCAAAUCGACGUUGGAAUGA
This is a messenger RNA of Aspergillus terreus NIH2624, 792 nucleotides long. Its product is annotated as ESCRT-I subunit protein VPS28. Gene Ontology annotation, biological process: protein transport to vacuole involved in ubiquitin-dependent protein catabolic process via the multivesicular body sorting pathway. Gene Ontology annotation, cellular component: ESCRT I complex. The record is from RefSeq and is a predicted model, not a curated record. The transcript has 2 exons. Gene Ontology annotation, molecular function: protein-containing complex binding. NCBI's taxonomy places the organism in Eukaryota, Fungi, Ascomycota, Eurotiomycetes, Eurotiales, Aspergillaceae. Bases 1 to 792 code for a protein of 263 amino acids.